Molecule: messenger RNA, 1732 nt
Organism: Chlamydomonas reinhardtii
Lineage: Eukaryota; Viridiplantae; Chlorophyta; Chlorophyceae; Chlamydomonadales; Chlamydomonadaceae
Exons: 1
Coding region: 80-1093 (337 amino acids)
Source: RefSeq, a predicted model, not a curated record
GGUGGCUACAGUAGGCAGCUCAGAUGUGCUAGCAGGGGCGCCGCGGCAUCUGCAAUGCCUCGCGCAGGCAUCCGUGCUGAUGGCGCGGGGUCGCGCAGGCAUCUGCCAUCCCUCGGCGCAGGCAUCUGGACUGCCGCGGCGACCCGCCCCAGGCAGCUUCGAACCCCCGCGCACGCAGCCAAAGCUGGCUCGGCAGGGUACCCGGCUCACCCUUACAACCAGAGGCCACCGGCAACUUUUUGGAUUUCCUACCCUCCUGGCGGACCCACACGAGGAUUACGAGCGCGCGGCACAGGGCCUGCCGCCGCGCGCUGUGGUGCGGCGGGAGGACCUGCCAGCAGCUGCGGCUGCAACGCUUGGCGCCAUUAGGGACACCCUGGCGCGCCUUUGGCAGAAGGUACGCUGGGAACGGCGGCACUUUGAGACGCUGUGGCGGUUGGCCAUCGACGCAGUGCCGCUGCCGGGAAACUCGCAUAUGCCGUUGGCUCGCCGUGAGCCAUGCGGCUGUGGGCAGCACGGCCAUGGGGGCGCCGCGGCGGAGGCACACGCCGCCGCCGCGCCCACGCCACGGCAGCACCACUUCUGGGAUUGCGCGGUGGCGAAGGCCGUGGUGGCGCAGAUCAACGCGCACAACCCCGGUCCGUCUCCCAUCAGCCAAGCCCAGCUGUGGCUGGUCCAGGCGCCGCCGGGUUUUCAGCAGUGUGUUUGGGACGUGGUGGUGAUGGCGGCGCUGGCCGCCACAGAACAUGGCCGGGUGCGGCUGCGCGGGAUGACGCGCGCCGCAGCGGCCCUGGGAAUUCAGACGGCGGCGGCAGCAGCUCCCGAGGCUGCGGUGGCAGGUGCAGCGGAGGCGGAACCCGAUCUUGACGAGAUCCCGCCCACACAGCUGACGCCGCCGCAGCCAGGCGUCAACCCCGUCGAGCUUGCGUGCGCUCGCGCAGUCGCGGACUUCUGGUCGCGGCUGAUGCAGUUCGCGCAGCUCGGCGUGCCCCAAAAGGGCUGGGAUGGUGUUGACGCCACUCACCCCAUCCUGGCGGUGGUGAACGGUGAAAUGCUGUGCGCGAUGCCGCAAGCUAUGGAGCUGGAGGCUUGAAAGGGAUCAGCCCUUAGGAGAAGCGCGUGAGCACUAACAUGAGCCACUGAAGCAGUGGCAUACGAGAGGGUCAGCGGGGGAGCUAAGUGGGCAGGCGAAGGGUUUUUUGUUUUACGCCCGUGGGAGCAGGGCCAGGUUUGUGGGGUUUUUAUGCCUGAGAGGGUGUGUUGGGUGCUGCAACACCCCGGGCCUUACGGCCUGGAUCGGCCUAGUGGCCAGACGCGUUUGUGGCUGCCCUUAGGCAUAGUCUGCCCUGGCGUCGAGAGCUGGUUAGGUUGCGGUUGAGGUCGUGCAGGCUGCGGGGUCGCAGGACUCAGCCCCACAGCCACUGUGGUCGUGCUAUCGCGUGCUGUCGUGUGCUGCGUGCUGCGUGUUUUGUUAUGUUUGCUGUUUUUUUUGUUUUCUGCCCACCUGGUCUUAAGAUGUAGCUCGUCCUGGGUCUGGGUCUGAGGUUGUUACACCGGUAGUAAUUCCGCAAGGGUUACUGGCGCGGUGAAGGGUCGGAGUGCGUUACCCUGUGGACUCCAGAGCUGUUUGCGCUCUGCCGGGGAAACGCCAGGUCACGGCAGCCCUCGAUUGAGAGCCCUGUCGUUGGUUAUACCAGAUUCACGAUUCACGUGAUCUAUCUGGCAGAAUAAC